Maudiozyma saulgeensis is the source of this 1395-nucleotide messenger RNA. Lineage: Eukaryota; Fungi; Ascomycota; Saccharomycetes; Saccharomycetales; Saccharomycetaceae. The record is from the annotation of a GenBank genome assembly.
AUGAAGAAUCAGAUAUCCGAUGCUAGCGAUUUUACCCAUACGAGGAUACCGAAGUUGUCACAGCUAGAUACAUUGCUGAGGUGCCACAUAUGUAAGGAUUUCCUGAAGGUUCCUGUUCUUACUCCUUGUGGGCAUACGUUCUGUUCAUUAUGCAUUAGAGAAUAUAUAAGUGUACAGGCCAAGUGUCCUCUAUGUUUGACUGAGUUACGAGAAUCGAUGUUGAGGAGUGAAUUUUUGGUUAGUGAGAUUGUUGACAGUUAUAAAGUAAUUAGAGACAAACUCUUGGAUAUUUUAAGGCAAUCAGAGGAGAAAACUACUGAUCCCGAUCCCGAUAGUUCUAUUAUCGAGGUUGGUUCUGGUCCUGAAGAUAGUUUGAUUGAAAAUGAUAAUCAAAAUGACGACACGUGUGAUGACAUUCAGAUUUUACAAAGCAACAAACCGACGUCUUUGAAGAGAACAUACACAGAUAUUGCCAGUUCUUCAUUGAGAACACUACCACGGUCGAAGUAUUUCAAAGCAAAUAUACCAGUCAAGAGAAGUUCCACUGCAUCUAGGAUUGAUUCGAUGUUGAAGAAACCCGUAGAAUUAGUUCCGUGCCCUAUUUGUGAGAAAUACUUUCCCGUUAAAGAACUAGAAAGAACUCACUUAGAUGAAUGUCUAACGUUACAAUCUCUAGGUAAUAAACCGAUUUCAUUGAAACAGACCUCUCAUAAGGAUGAACCUGUAUUAAAUAGGUCAACAGUAAUGUCGUCAAAGAAAUCCAUACCGACCGGGGGGCUUCGUACCACGAAGUCACGAGAAGAAGGAGAAGUUGAGGAAGAAAUAUCAUAUGUUGACAAAUACAUAAAUUCUACAACAGAUACAGAGCACCAGCGGUUGCCUAAACUAGAUCUUCCUUCCAUGACAAUAACACAAGUAAAACAAAAAUUGUCGAAUUUAGGAUUGUCCACGGCUGGAACGAAGCAAAAUAUGAUGGCAAGAUACAACUACUAUGAAAUUUUAUGGAACUCAAAUUUUUGUGAUUCAUUAAAUCCAGUAGAUGUGAGCGAAUUGAAACGGCAGUUAUUAAGUUGGGAGACAUCCCGUAAAGUACAUAAUAUCGCAAAUUCAUCGACAUCUAUAGGUAACCUAAUGGUUUCAAGAAGCGCUAAUAGACAUCACGAUUAUAAAAAGUUGUUAGACAAUUUCAAGACUGAUAAAUUUAAUAGAAAAGAAUGGUGUUUGUUAUUUAGAAAACAAUUUCGAAGACUCAUAAAGGAUGCAAAGAAGGGACAGAUUAGUCGUCUGUCCAAAAAUGAACCUAUUCAAGAGUCCCCUAAAGAUGAACAAUUAACGGAUCCAGAUUUAUCUAACGAUCUUUUUGAAAAACUUGACGAUCAAGUGCAUAUCCCAUAA